Messenger RNA from Nannospalax galili (Upper Galilee mountains blind mole rat), 1473 nucleotides. RefSeq names its product VRK serine/threonine kinase 2 (gene Vrk2). The transcript is spliced from 10 exons. The coding region runs from base 165 to 1445 and encodes 426 amino acids. The record is from RefSeq and is a predicted model, not a curated record. Gene Ontology annotation, biological process: signal transduction; peptidyl-serine phosphorylation. Gene Ontology annotation, cellular component: cytoplasm; nucleus. Lineage: Eukaryota; Metazoa; Chordata; Mammalia; Rodentia; Spalacidae. Gene Ontology annotation, molecular function: protein serine/threonine kinase activity; ATP binding.
AUCAAGAAAAUGGCCCAUUAUUUUCAAAGCUUAAAUUUUAUCAGAGAGCUGCAAAAAAAGAAUAUAUCAGGAAGUGGAUAGAACGGAAACAACUCGAUUAUUUAGGAAUUCCUGUGUUUUAUGGAUUUGGUCUGACUGAAUUCAAAGGAAGAAGUUACAGAUUUAUGGUGAUGGAAAGACUGGGAACAGAUUUACAGAAAAUCUUAGACCAGAAUGGUUCGUUUAAAAAGUCAACUGUCCUGCAACUUGGUAUUCGAAUGUUGGACAUACUGGAAUAUAUACAUGAAAAUGAAUAUGUUCAUGGUGAUAUAAAAGCAGCAAAUCUACUGUUGGGUUACAUAAAUCCAGAUCGGGUUUAUCUUGCAGACUAUGGACUUUCUUACAGAUAUUGUCCCAAUGGGAACCACAAACAGUAUCAAGAAAAUCCCAGGAAGGGCCAUAAUGGGACCUUAGAGUUUACCAGCUUGGAUGCUCAUAAAGGAGUCGCCUCAUCCAGAAGAAGCGACGUUGAGAUCCUGGGAUACUGCAUGCUGCGGUGGCUGUGUGGAAAGCUGCCCUGGGAACGGAACCUGCAGGAUCCUGUGGCUGUCCAGACUGCCAAAGCCAAUCUGCUGGAUGAGCUUCCCGAGUCGGUGCUUACGUGGGCCCCUCCUGAAAGCAGCUGCAGAGAACUUGCCCAGUAUUUGGUAUGUGUUACUAAUUUAGCUUAUGAUGAAAAGCCAGACUAUCACAAGCUCAAGAAAAUUCUGUAUCCAGGUGGAAUAUCAUUAGGACCAUUGGAAUUUUCCACCACGGCACAGAGUGUCAAUAUCCACACUCCAACCCAUCAAAAAGUUGAUUCACAAGACAUUGAAACAAAACCAAUCAGUGAGAUGCCAGAUAAGUUCACAGGCCAAGUUUAUAGAAAGAGAAGUCCAGAGUCCACUGCAGCACAGAGACAGGUGCGGGAAGAGGGCUGGCCCAGAAAUGUCAAGUCUUCUACAGCAAGGAGACAGGUGCAGGAAGAGAGCCAGCCUAGAAGUGCGGAGUCCGCUGCAGCACAGAGACAGGUGCGGGAAGAGGGCUGGCCCAGAAAUGCAGAGUCCGCUGCAGCACAGAGACAGGAAAACCUGAGGAGACAAAAAGGAUAUGAGUCUUCAGAACUUUUGAAUGAAGUGCACAGCCUUUUACAGAAACCUAGAUAUGCGGGUUUCCAAACUUUAUUUUCUGAGCCCUAUCAAGGUUUGACCAGCACAGAUAGAAUUGGUACGUCAAGAUGUCCACCUUGGUACAGAUAUUCUUCCAGGAACAGCGUGGGAGUCACAGAUUGGGAAGGCCCUUCACAACUCUGGCCUGCGAUCUUCCGCUUGCGUCUCAGUGAAGACACCAAGGCGGACGUGCGCUACUACGGCCUCACCAUACUUUUCCUGAUGAUAUCAGUUUCUCUCACUUUGUAUUUUCUCUGAAGUUAUCAAAUAAAACCCUUGGACAAUU